Molecule: messenger RNA, 3683 nt
Organism: Hypanus sabinus (Atlantic stingray)
Lineage: Eukaryota; Metazoa; Chordata; Chondrichthyes; Myliobatiformes; Dasyatidae
Product: protein ENL-like
Exons: 10
Coding region: 125-1540 (471 amino acids)
Biological process (GO): regulation of DNA-templated transcription
Cellular component (GO): super elongation complex
Source: RefSeq, a predicted model, not a curated record
GAACGUUGCCGAGUGUCAGUGUAACAAAUCGGCGGUGUUUCCGCUGUGGGAGAAGUCGACUCGAUACAAUGCGAGCGUGAAUUAGGAGGAGGCUGAGGGAGAGGCAGCGGUGCACAGCAACGCCAUGGACAAUCAGUGCACCGUGCAGGUAAAACUGGAACUAGGCCAUCGAGCCCAGCUUCGGAAAAAGCCGACGAAUGAAGGAUUCACCCAUGACUGGAUGGUGUUUGUUAGAGGACCAGAACAGAGCGAUAUUCAGCACUUUGUGGAAAAGGUGGUUUUCCGGCUGCAUGAGAGUUUUCCGAAACCUAAACGGGUUUGUAAGGAGCCACCUUAUAAAGUGGAGGAGUCCGGAUAUGCUGGAUUUAUUUUGCCAAUCGAUGUAUAUUUCAAGAACAAGGAAGAACCGAAGAAAGUCUGUUUUACAUAUGAUUUAUUCCUAAACCUGGAAGGGAACCCGCCCGUGAACCAUCUACGCUGUGAGAAACUCACUUUUAACAACCCAACCAAGGAAUUUCGACGCAAGCUUGUAAGGGCAGGAGGAGUUAUGGUGAUGCCUGAAGGAACUGACAUAAUCUUUAAACCAAGCCCAGACUAUCCGAUGUUACCCACAAUUCCACUGUCUGCAUUCUCAGAUCCAAAGAAAAGCAAACCGUCUCAUGGUUCAAAGGACACAAAUAGGGAGAGCAGCAAAUCGUCAAAGCCUCACAAGGUCACGAAAGAGCACAAGGAACGGUCUGCAAAAGACUCUGAAAGCAAGACGGCCGUGAAGGAACCCGAGAAGGAUCACAGUAAAUCUUCCAAGGAGCUAUCGCGGAAAUCGGCAGAAAGCAAGAUUUCAAAGGAAGAGAAAGCUCCUCCAAAGGCAACUUCUAAAGAACCAAAACCAGCCUUCAAGGAAUCUAAACUGGACAGCUUGUCAUCCAAAGGCAGUGGGAAUCUACAUCAAGAGUCAAAGCCCAGUAUUAAGAGACCCUCCAAUGUAGAUUCCAUGAAACUCAAUGUUAAAAAGCAAAAGAAAAAUACUUCAGAGACACCAAAAACUUUCCCCAGUGUCUCGCCGAGAAUUUCUUCGUCAUCUUACUCUGAGAAAAAGCAGUUGAAGGAGAAGGAGAAAGAAAAAGUGAACAUUAAAGUAGAGAAAGUUAAAUCUGAAAGUAGUGUGAAAGAAGUGAAAAAGCCCCUGGAUUCAGACGAGUGUAAUUCAGAAGAUGAAGUGAUCUCCAAAUCUGAGUCUGUGCGCACUAGCCAGUCGAACACGACAUCAAGUUCAGACUCGAGUUCUGAAUCCGAUUAUGCACCCACCCAAAACCACAGGCAAGGGCCUCUGCGAUCCAUGGUGGAGGAAAUCCAGUCCGAAGGCUCCGACGACGACAGCAGCUCCGAAGAGGAAAGGCCUGUGAAAAACAUGGCAGUCAGCAGAGAUCACAGGUUGAGUUUGAGUGAUGACAGUGGCAGUGAAAGCAGUGAGAAUUCCAAUGUCAACACCCUGGACCAGCCUUCAAUUCAAAAGCACAUAGCUGCCAGCAACAAGUUUUAGGACGUGUGAAGAUCUGAUCACAUUUUAGGUCACAUUUAUCCAGAAAUAGACAAAAUUCUGCAGGAUUCACGAGCUUCCUAGCACCACUGUAGGUCGGGAAGGAAUUGAUGUAAGUUUUCAAAGUCCAUGAGUUGUCUUGAUAGAAUAAAUGAGGAGAAGCUUUUCAGAGGCAUGAUGGUUAAACCAAUGAAAGGUGAUUUGCAAAAUAAUUGGAGGGUGCAAGGGGAAGCUUCGCUUAACAAGCAGAUGUUUUUGAUCUGGAGUGUGGGUAAUGAAAAGAUAUUUGAUAAUAGCUUUUAUAAGAGAAUUGCACAGCGGCUCAAAAGGGGGAAUUAUAUUCAGUAAUACAGGGAGAGGGUUAAGGGACAAGUUCUUCAUAAGAACUGCCAGAGAUUGUGGGCUGAAUAUCCUAUGCAGUGAUGUUCUGUGAUUCUAUGGUAGAGUUAUCUAAAAAUACUUUUAAUGAAUUUAAGAUGUAUUGAAGAGAAUUAGAUAUUUGUAACUUGCAUCUUAGCUUCGUCCUCUCGCCUUAUUCGGCAAGGAGAAUAUACUUGCUGUAGCUUCCCUUGAGCAAUGCCGUCGUUCUGUUUAUCAUGCACACUGUGUUGGAACCUUUCCCGUAAAUGUUCCAGGUGGAAUUUUCAGUGACCAUGCUGCUCAUGCACAGCCAGUGAGCAUGGAAACUGCCCUCUUGUAACCUACAAAGAGAAUUUCAAAGUUUAUUAUCAAAGUGCGUGUAAGCUGCCAUAUGCAACCCUGAGAUUCAUAUUCUUGCGGGCAUACUCAAUAAAUCUACGAUGGAGUAAUAACCAUAAUAGAAUCAAUGAAGGACCACACCAGCAUGGGCGUUCAACCAACUGUGCAAAAGACAACAAACUGCAAAUACAAAAAGAAAUAUUAACAAUAAAUAUUGAGAACUGAGAUGAAAAGUGCUUUAAAGUGAGUCAAGUUCUGGGAACAUUUCAAAGCUGGGGCAAGUGAAGCUAUCCACUUUGGUUCAAGACCCUGAUGGUUGAGGGGUAAUAACUGUUUCUGAACCUGGUGGUGUGGGUCCUGAGGCUGCUGUACCACCUUCCUGAUGGCAGCAGCAAGAAGAGCGCAUGUCCAAGGUGGUGGGGACCCUAAUGAUGGAUGCUGCUUUCCUGAGACAACGUUUGAAGCUAACAUCACUGCUGAGCUGUUGUGGACCCAUUGCAGCAGGUUUCCCCCUACACAAGCUCACCGUGUGUGUCAUUUAUCCUGGCAAAGAUAAGUUCUAGGACUGAAAGUCCAAUCCGAUUACACUAACUCAUUGACAAUUAUUUGGGGAGAGUUCUUCCUCUGGGCUGAAUUGACUCCCUUUGAGGAUUUCUGUUGGCUGUAUUCCCACAGACUGCCUGAUGUAAAGAGGCUAAAGAAAUUUGGCAUGUCUCCUAUCACUUAUUACAGCAACAGAGAUGGGGUAGGUGGGUGGUAGAACAUCAAAAAGAAACACAAUUGCCUGGAAGAGAUAUUGAAGUGUCUGUGAAGCCAUGGAACAGGCAGUCCAGAAGGUGUGGAGGGGCCAGACAGUGAGGUUAGUCAGCCUGCAUUUUGGGGACAUCCCGUUAAAGCAGUUCUCCAGCUGCCUGCUCCCAGUGGGUUUUCUGCCUUGAGGAAAGUGAAAGUGAAUUAAGUUGUCUGCAGUUUGAAGCUCUGCAGAUUCACCAUUGCCCAUGCGAAGAGGGACUGAUACUAAGCAAGUGCUUGAGAAAAUGGAGCUCUGAGGGGUGGAGGAUAAUACAAGAGGCUUGAUUUUGGCCAGAGUCUUCUCUGCCCCACUUGUUUAUCAGGACAACAAAUCAGUGGACAUCCCUCCUCUUGGUUCCCUGAACUUUGACUUUCAUGCUGGGAUGAACCAAUGUGAGAUCCUGAGCUUAUUUCCAACUGAGGAGAGCCAACAGAGGCCAGGCUCACCUCACUGGGCCGUCAGUGUUGGUGAGUUAAUUGAAAUGCUUGAUUACACAGUUAUCCAAAAGAAAUCAGAAAUAUUUUUAAAGCUUGAGGUGGUGAGAAGGCAAAAUGUGUUUUAAACAGUGUUUCUGAAGUAAAAGAAUGUUGUGUCUCUGUACAAACACUGCAAGAAGAGAGACCCCUUAAGGUAGUAGUUGAUUUCUGAGUAAUU